Messenger RNA from Gymnodraco acuticeps, 7222 nucleotides. RefSeq names its product UPF0606 protein KIAA1549L-like. Lineage: Eukaryota; Metazoa; Chordata; Actinopteri; Perciformes; Bathydraconidae. The record is from RefSeq and is a predicted model, not a curated record.
CUCGCUUUGACUUUCCCCCGACAAUUAACAGCAGAGAGGCUAAUUUUCUCAGUUUGACCAGGGGGGUGUUAGCAUUUAUCAAUGACCAAGCAGCGUCCAUAUCCUUUACAUGUGAGGCUAAACGUCACCGGAGCACAGCCACAGUCAUAUUAUCCGUGUGGAGCAGGUCUGUAUGAGUCAAUUCACCGACAACAGCUAAAUGUCAAACCUUUGGCAAAGUGUGCGCGCCUCCCUGCGCCACUCGGUGAUGAUGGGUGGACCGAGCGCAGCGGAGCGAUAGGGCGCGUUUCUUAAUUUCCCUUCAUCGCCGAGUGCCCCCUCCAGCCCUGGACACCACCACGAGACCGCGGGACCGAUGUGUUUCCCGUCCACGCACGAGGAUUGAUCCAAUGUAUUAUUUACGACCGAAACUUCAGCAACUUAUCCACUGGAUAUGGCUCCCGGUUUGAGCAGUGGGCGGACAGGUCAUCCCGAAGUAUUGGAAGCCCGGGGAGCCGAUCCUGGUGGGAGCUCGCCGCGGAGGAGGAAUGCUGGAGGAGAGAGGAGGUGUUCGAGGACCGAGCGGCGAGCCGGAGCAGCGGGGAUGCUUGCGAACUGUCUGCUAUCUGUGGGGAUGCUUUCACUUCUUGUCCGGUGCGCUUUGGCCGCAGAGGAAAGACCCACCUAUGAUGCCUCUGGCUUCUCGUCUUUACCAGGUGAUUCUGCAGUCACAGCUGCUCCUGCCCAUCCAUUGGCUGACCUGCCUUUCUCAGUCGUCCAUUCAGAUGGUGACUCUGAGGGGGAAGGUUUAUCAGGGCAGCCCGCCUUUUCUUCUGUCUUAACCGUGAUGGCAGGAACUGUCAAAAAUCCAGAGAGCCUGGAUCAAAGUAUAACCUCUCCAACCAUCACCAGGGACGAGAGCGACACCACCCAAUGGCCUUCACAUAGUUCCAGCCAGGGCUCAAAGAUGUCCUUCUCAUCGUCGUCUGCGGGAGAUAUGAUUCCCCCCGCCAGCUCAGAGCCAGGGACGGAUGACUCAUCCAGAGAAGUUGCGCCCACUUUCCCCAAAGAAAAAGCAGCCAGUCUUGCCCCCUCUCAAUCAGACAGAAUCACCACCGAGAGGACAUCUCAGGUAUCUCCUCUGCCCCAUCCGCAGGACACCCCGACAGACUCUUUCCCCCCUACCACCACAACUGUAGCUUCUGCCACCAAAACAAAAAAUCCUAUCACUACCAUGCCUUCAGUAAGCGUCUCCCCCAGAACAACACAGUCUGCAACACCACAGCCUGUGCCUGUAACCAGGAGAGCGACCACCACCACCACAAGAACAACAACCAGGACUCUAACCACCAGGAGAACGUUCACACCACUUGUCCCCAGAACAAGCCCUCCCAGGAUGGCCACAACCAUAUUUAUUUCCCCUUUCACCACCACCACAGAGGCUCCACCACAGCAGUGCAACAUCACAGAGAGAUUGUGGGUGAAAACAGUGGUUUCCAUCUAUGUGAGAAGAAACAGGCUGGACAGCAUUCAGAGGCAGAACCUUCGGAGGGGAUUAAGUCAGGGCCUCCGAAAAGCUCUGAAUGAUACUUCUGCCCAAGCACAGGUGGAGACAGUAUUUGGUUCUCCCAACAUGACGGUGGCUUAUCAUGUGACCGGAGGGGACAUGGUUUACCCUGCCUCUGUUGUGCUGCAAAGCUUGGACUCCUAUGGCCGUGAUAAGCUGAUUUCAGACCUGCGACAGUACCUCCCCAUGGUAACAGCCCUGCCCCUCCCUGUUGCAUUAUGGAGAUCCAGCCCGGCCCCUGGCUUCCAGCUGAAAACAGUGCUGCAGUUUGUGGGAGCAGGCGAUGAUCCUCGGUCCUGUCGGUUCUCUCAAAUGAUGGAGCAGAGGCUUGAGAAGGUGUUCUCUGAAGCGCAGGCCAAAGUGCUCAGCACCAACAACAGACUGUCUGUUCAGAUGUUGAAUGUCUCCCAGGCAGCAGACUCUCCUGCUGUGUCAUUGGUCUACACUGUGAAGAACGGGACUGUCUACCUUAAUGGCACCGCUGCCUCAAACCUCCUCGGUCAGCUGUCAGCUGAGCUGGUGGGCUACUUCCUGUUCUAUCCACCACUUGCAAUUGCUGAGCCACUGGAGUACCACAAUCUGAACACCUCUAUUGCCACCAGAGACUUCUGGGUAAUAACAGUAAUCCAGGAUGUGGAUAACGCCAGCCUGGAGGGACAGUACCAAAGCUUUGCCAGUCUAAUGGAGCAGCGUCUGGCUGAGCUGUUUGUGUUGGCCGGGCAGCAGGGCAGCCGCUUCAGACGAGCCACCGCUGUAGGCAGCUACACUGUUCAGAUGGUGAGUAUCCGUAGGGUGGCGGUGUUGAAGAAUCCAGCAGAGAUGACCUACUACGUCCAGCACAAUGGCGUUCCUUUAUCGGGCACGUCUGCUGCCAAGGUCCUGAACACAGUGGAUUCUCAGACCAUGGCGCUCACCCUGGGCUUCUUUGUCCAGGUGCAAGCAGAACCUGUGGUCAAGAACCCUCCUAAUAACCUUUGGAUAAUCGCUGCAGUGCUAGCACCCAUUGCCGUAGUAACACUCAUUAUCAUCAUCAUCACAGCUGUGCUGUGCCGGAAGAAUAAAAAUGACUUUAAAGCUGAUGCCAUCGGCAACCUCAAUCCCAGAGCUAAGAUGGCGUAUCGGAGAGAUGUGGGCUAUUAUCACCAGCCAGUCCAGGGGUUUGACUAUGCCAAGCAGCACCUGGGCCAGCAGGGAGGAGAUGAGGACGGACUGCCUGCCAGUCAGGAUACACUCGUGAUGUCUCUACAAAUUCGGGACACGCCACUUUCACUAGAAAAGGCACUGCAGCAAGAUGGGACUGCCAACAAGAAAAGCCUUUCGUCUGACAAACACAAGAGCAAUUUGCCGAGCGAGGAUGGUUCCGUCAUCAGCAACGAAUCAGAGAAGCUGAAUUCCAGCAGGGGCUUGUCAGUGCUGAAAGUCACAGCACAGCAGAAACUGACAAAGGAGGAGACGCGCAAGAGGGACGAUCCAUAUGACACCUCCUCUGGCUCCCUGCAGCUUAUUUCCAUUAAGCCCAUUGCAGCCCUGCCCCACUACACACACCCUGCUUCGUCUGACCGCAGCCAGGAAUCAGCCAUCGUAAACGGAGAGGUGAACCUGGCUCUGAAGCAGAAGUCAGACAUUGAGCACUACAGAAACAAGCUGAGGCUGAAGGCUAAGAGGAAGGGUUAUUAUGACUUCCCCUCCACAGACGGCAGCAGCAGUGGUCAGGCCAUGGUACAGAGACAGCGGCACGGCCAUGAGAGGGCAGCCGGGGAGCUGGGCAGACCCCUGGACCCUGACGAUGAGCGAGGAUCCACUUAUGUCAAAUCGCACAGGAGGCACUCGCAGGUAGGACAGACGGCCUAUCGCAGCAGACAGAGUCUGAGCAGUCCCAGUCCUGGAGGGACAGAGAUGGACCUGCUUGUUAUGAGGGAGAGACCCAGGAGAGGCAUCCGCAACAGCGGCUAUGAUACUGAACCUGAGUUGAUUGAGGAGACGAAUGUUGACCGUCUAAUGGGGCAGCGGGGAUACAUGUACGGCCGCGGUUUGAAAGGCCACUCGGAGACGUCCACUCUGAGCUCACAGCCGUCCAUUGAUGAAGUGCGACAGCAGAUGCACCUGCUGCUGGAGGAGGCAUUCAGCCUGGCAUCAGGGGGGCAGUCCACAUCCGGAAGGCACUCCCAUCUCCACCUUCCUCCCGACCACUACAGCCCCGCGCCGCCUCCCCUCCCCUACGCAGACGUUGUGACCAGCGCCCCGGGUACAAUGAGCUGUGGACAGGGUCUGCAGUGGGUACCGUCCUAUGGCUCAGACAUAUAUGACUGCAGCCUUCCCAAACCGGCCUUUCGCUUCACCCAGCUUCCUGAGAUGGCUAUUGGUUCUCCUCCCCCCUUACCGCCUCGCACUGGUCCUCCCCCUGGGAACCCCUUAAGACGUUCCACUUCUGACUUGGGGCCUAAGGGAAGGAGUUUAGAGACAUCUGUCACUGGAAUGCACAGUCAACGUGACAGCAACCCAUAUGGGCCAACAUCUAGAGCGGCACUUCCAUCUAUCGCUGCAGAGCCUGUGUCCAACUACUCAGGAAACCCAAUAACAGCUGUCUACGCCAUCCCAGCCACCAGGUCGGGGUACUCAGAGUACUUUGUGUCCACGCCAACCACCUCUUACCACAGCCCCUCCUGGAUGUCCUAUCCCCCUGAACCUGAGGAUCUACCGCCACAGUGGGCAGACUCUGUGCCCUUGCCCGGGUAUGUAGAGGCCUUUCCUCAUCCUCGCUACCCACAGGGGAGCCCCCCAAGGCUGCCCCUGCAGUACAACCAAGCACGGAGCUUGCCACCCACUGCCCCGAGCACAGCAUGCCAGCAAAGCCUGCCCCAGUUGGUGAAGGACAUGGACACGUUGCCCCUGAGCAGCCUCUCCACCUCUGCACUGGUGCAGGCUAUCCGGCAGGAGGUGGCCAAGCUGGCGAAGAAGCAGAAUGACAUGUUUGAGUUCCUAGUUGUAAUCCCCCUUGUGUGCAGGAAGGUUGACUGUGCAUUGGUCUUUUAAGCGGUACACAAAAGGCGGUACUCUUUUAGACUCAUUUUGGAUUGUUUUUUACAGGUAAAAUGGACUUUACCCACUGAUUGAUUUUCUUUUUACACACAAUUGUUUUGCAGCUCCACAUUUAAAUGAAGAGAAAAUAUGUCAUCCUCUACUGAUGAUGUCCCAAGAAACUACAUGCAAUUCUUCUUUGUAGAUAUGUCAAUAGGAUCGAUAAAUAUGGAAAAUAUAAUUUUAUUCCCAGGAUUACACUUUUUGUUUUGUUAAUCAGAAUUGAUUGAAAAGAGAAAAGCAUUAUUGUCUGUACUGAGAGGACCAAAUACUUCCUGUCUGAUGGUAUAAGUCUAAACCACAGUGUAUAUGAGCAUGUACAGUAUUAGGACAUUAUGUAUCUUAUCUCCUUUUUAUAGACCAUUAUCUAGACAGGCUACAUCAAUAUCAGUUCAUUCAAGCAUCUUUACCACAUCAAACUACACAUUUUAUAUAUUUUUGUUAUUAUUUUCAUAUUACAUACCUACACUUUAACACUAAUAACAAACAUAUGACUGGUUGUACUUGGUUGGUUAACUAUUUAGAGAUUUAAAGUAGUUUAUGUUAAUAACAAAUGGACUAAUACAGUACAUAUGCAUUUGCCUUUUUAGUUGAACCGAAUUGAAACAUGGAAGUUGCAUCUAUGAUGAUGUCACAUAUAGAUGGAUGUUUGCCUUCAUGUAUAUGAAAUAGACGGAAGUAUUUAUCUAUCUGUUUGCACAAGGUACCUUGACUUGAUUGACAUAGCGUCAAUACUUUGACCAAACUAUUGUUUAGAAUAAGAAGAAACAUACACACGCUCAAAAACCCAAAUGAAAAAGUUAUGUUAAUUCACAUUUGCACAGAGUAAUAAUUUUCCUACUAGCCCAGUGCUUUCGAGAUGCACAGAUAAUUUAUUGCACAUACAGUACAACCCCAAAACCCUUGUCACAAAAACAUUCUCUUUGCUGCUGCCACAGUUUCUCGUGAAGGUAAAACACGGAACAAGGGGAUUUCAUCAUUUGUUUACUUGCCUUGAAACAUUUAAGAGGUCUCAAUGGGUGCAUUUCAUGAAUAAAAUACAAAGUUCAUGUAAGAUCUUGACCUGAUAAUAGGUCCUACAUCAGUACUCCUGUUCUAAGAAGUUUAAAGUGCACAAAUCGUUGUGUAACAUUGUGAAUGUCUGCCUGAGCGUCGACUCGGAUUGAGUGUGCAGAAGAACUGUUUCAGAAGCACCCUGUUCAGUGAGAACAUAUUACUGUGGAGCAUCAGUGCUCUCUGGGAUCAUCUAUUUUGUAAAGCGCAAAUGAAAUUAUGCUGAGGUAGACAUUUGACUUUAAAAGGUAAAGUCAUUGCAAGUUUGUUAAAAAUGCUUUUUGUUUUUUACAGUUUUCAAAUUCAAUAUAUUUAAAUCACCCACACAGCACAUUGGGGCAUGACAAAUGACUGAACAAACUUCUACCUACCAGGAUACAUAGUGUAAACCGUCAUAAAUAUCAAUUUAAAAUUAAGUGGAUCAACUCUUGAUGAUUUGUAAAUUCAAGGAUUCAACUAGUCUUUUUGAUGACAGUGUUCAAUUAUCAUCUACAUACCACACUUAUUUUCAUCUGAAUGAAUUACUUGGCCAUCUAAAUCAGCUUUGUCACCCUAUGUCUGUUUAUGAAAUCAGACUCAGGCCACUAUACCAAGCUAAUGCUCAAAACUAAACUUUUUAAUAAGACUCCUUUUUACCAAGUUAUUCAAUGAUUGCAUUAUUGGAAUACAUAUUUCUCAGAAAGACUCAUACUCAUAUUUUACUGUGGCAUAAAAGCUUUCAAUAGGUUGUGAUGAACUCUUAAUGUGGAACUGCUGGCUGGGGAAUAGAAAGGGGGAUUGACUCCAGAUAAUAGCAGGGGUGCUGCAACAUGUUUGCAUUUACAUGUCUUCUUGUUGUCUACUUUCCCUUAUAUUAUUGCACAUUUUGCAUAAUGCUUUCUUUGAGCUGAUAAUAAUAAGCAGUGCUGUCAUAAGAUAGAUGGCAUUUGUUACACAGGAAGACAAAUAAGUGAAAAUGCCUUUAAAUCAUUAUUUCCUUUGGUUCAACAGAGUUGCUUUUACAGCAGUCCUGAGUGACUUUAGCUUUUUUACUUUUCAACAACAACCCUAACCCUCCUAACAUUUUUUUUAUACUCAUGCCUGUUUUUGUCUAAGUAGGUAACAAAAUACUGUUUGUGUUAAACUUGACAAGAACUUUGUUGUAGCUUGUUUUCCCAAUAUUCCUUUUACCCAUUAUUCAGAGGAGCACUUAAUGUCUUAAGAACUGUACUAAAUACAGUGAAACCAUUUGUGUGUACCAGAAGUGAACACCUUUCCACAUUUUCAUGCUGGAUAACUGAGAAAACUUGGCGUUAUUAAAUAAGAGGGUUUUAGUUGGUUUAGAAAAAUGAUGAUUCUAACAAAUGAAACAUGAAGUGAGCUAAACCUAUUAAAAAUCUAUGUCUUUUUGUCUCCCUGACUUGUUUCUAAUUUCCUUUGUUCAUCUGCCUGAUCUUGUUAUAUUUGAUGUUGCUCAGUGAUUGAACAAAAAGACUUUGAGACGGAUGGAGGAUGAGAGAAAUAUUAGCCUAUAUGAUUACAAUUAAAUAAAAGGUUUUAAUAGAA